Chrysoperla carnea is the source of this 511-nucleotide messenger RNA. RefSeq lists its product as uncharacterized. The transcript is spliced from 2 exons. The record is from RefSeq and is a predicted model, not a curated record. Lineage: Eukaryota; Metazoa; Arthropoda; Insecta; Neuroptera; Chrysopidae. The coding region runs from base 113 to 511 and encodes 132 amino acids.
UAAUGAACUUGUCAAAAUAAAAUAACAGAAAAAUUAUGAUUUAAAUGUAGGUAAAUGUAGGAAAAUUUGCAUGUUAAUAUCGAAAAUAAAUUUGCAAUAACACUUUAUCAAUAUGAGCAAUAAACUCGAUCCAUACGAUUGGUACUCUCAAAAAGAGUACCGUGAUAAGUUAAUGCUUGAUAGACAAUUAAUGUUCCAAUAUUCAGCGAAUGCUACUAAAAAAGGUUUUCGUAAAAAAUUAGUACAACCAAUAAUGAUACCACCAAAUCCAAUAAAAAAGCAUGCAACACCUGGAGAUUAUUAUGGAUGUUUUUCAAAAUAUCAACAAUUUAAUUUUACAAAAUUAAAAAAACCAUGCAAAGUGAAGAAUAAAACUAAAAUAGAGCAACCACAGUUUAUUGUGUCACAUCCAACGGAUUAUUUUUCACCAUAUCCUAAAGCUAUGAGUCCUGCUUUUCGAAAAGAAAAAAAAAUUAGUAAAAGGAAGAUUAAAAACUAUAGAUUCAUCUAA